Messenger RNA from Carassius auratus (goldfish), 883 nucleotides. RefSeq names its product hemagglutinin/amebocyte aggregation factor-like. The record is from RefSeq and is a predicted model, not a curated record. Gene Ontology annotation, biological process: collagen fibril organization. Lineage: Eukaryota; Metazoa; Chordata; Actinopteri; Cypriniformes; Cyprinidae. Bases 1 to 555 code for a protein of 184 amino acids. Gene Ontology annotation, cellular component: extracellular matrix. The transcript has 5 exons.
AUGGAUCAAAUUCAACUGAUCAGUUCAACAUUAUCUUCUGAGAAACUGGAUAAAGAGAGACUUUUGUUGCAAGACUGGCAUGACAACUAUGAUGAGACUCUCAACUUUCAGUGCCCUCCAGGACAGUCUAUAUCCUCCAUCAGCAGCUAUCACAACAGUUAUCAUGAUGACCGACGUUGGAAAUUUAGCUGUAAACCCACCUUCAGCUGGGGUACAGACUGUUUCUUGUCACCUUAUGUCAAUGACUUUGACGAAACGUUCAGCUUCGAGUGUCCACCGCACCAUGUGAUCGCAGGAAUAAACAGUUACCAUAAUAACUAUCAUGAGGACAGACGGUGGCAGUUUUACUGCUGUAGAAGUAAAUGCACUUCUGAGGUCAGGGGUCAUUGUCAUUCUGGCUGUCAGUGGACUUCAUUCGUGAACUCCUUUGAUGAGUACUUCUUCUGGACUGUGCCUAUCCAGAGAGUUCUGGUGGGGACUGGAAGCUACCAUGAUGAUUUUCAUGAAGAUCGCCGAUGGAGGUACAAGUACUGUCUCCAACAAUCAUGUAAAUGACAAGACUCACACAGUUCAGUGGAACAAGAAAAACAGGAUUGUGCUUGAGUGUUUGCAUGCUUCAGAGGGCUAAAAUUAUUGAAUUGGUUUUACAUUUUCAAAAAUGAUUGUUGAUUAGAUCACAGAUGGCUGCCUAAUUAACCUUUAUAAAAAAUCCUAAAUGUGCUCAAAUUUGACAAUGCACUGAUAUUUAAAUCCAUUCCACAAUUUUCAGCACAAUCAUGGUUAAAAAGGUGCACAGAUAUGUUACCAGUAAUAACAACCCAACUCAUGGUAAUUCAUAACUAUUUUAUACUUACUUUCAUCAAACAUUUUACAUUAAGUAGUA